Molecule: messenger RNA, 1500 nt
Organism: Cygnus atratus (black swan)
Lineage: Eukaryota; Metazoa; Chordata; Aves; Anseriformes; Anatidae
Gene: DECR2
Product: 2,4-dienoyl-CoA reductase 2
Exons: 9
Coding region: 57-956 (299 amino acids)
Biological process (GO): fatty acid catabolic process
Molecular function (GO): 2,4-dienoyl-CoA reductase (NADPH) activity
Source: RefSeq, a predicted model, not a curated record
ACAACUCCCGGCGGGCCGCGGGGUGGGGGGGCAGAGAGGGUCCGUGAGGGGCAGCCAUGGCGCAGGGCGCCGCCGCCGCCUCCCGGCCGCCGGGGGACGUGGAGGCCGACGAGUGCCUGCGGGAGUACCGGCACCUCUUCAGCCCCGACAUCCUGGCGGGCCAGGUGGCCUUCGUCACCGGCGGCGGCUCCGGCAUCGGCUUCCGCAUCGCCGAGAUCUUCAUGAGGCACGGCUGCCGCACCGUCAUCGCGAGCAGGAGCCUGCAGCGGGUCUCGGAGGCCUCAAAAAAGCUGGUGGCAGCCACGGGGCAGCAAUGCCUGCCUCUGUCCGUAGAUGUCAGGCAGCCUCAAACCAUCGUGGCCGCAGUGGAGGAGGCGCUGAGAGAGUUCAAGCGCAUCGACAUCCUGGUUAACGGUGCUGCGGGAAACUUCCUGUGCCCAGCCAGCGCCCUCUCCUUCAACGCCUUCAAGACCGUGAUGGAUAUCGACACCCUGGGCACCUUCAACACCUCCAAAGUUCUCUUCGAGAAAUAUUUCCGGGACCACGGUGGGGUCAUCGUUAACAUCACGGCGACUCUGGGCUACCGAGGGCAGGCUCUCCAGGUGCAUUCUGGCACCGCUAAGGCUGCUAUAGACGCCAUGACCCGUCACCUUGCCGUGGAGUGGGGUCCCAACAAUAUCCGAGUGAACAGCCUGGCGCCAGGCCCCAUCACGGGCACCGAGGGCUUCCGGCGCCUGGGUGGGAAAUUUGCCGAGGAAGCAAGCCAGUUCGACGCGAUCCCCCUUCACCGCGCGGGGAACAAGACGGAGAUCGCCCACAGCACGCUGUACCUGGCGAGCCCCCUCUCCUCCUACGUGACAGGCACUACCCUGGUGGUGGACGGCGGGAGCUGGCUGACCUCUGCCAACAACUUCCCCGCCUUGCUGGGUAUUGCUCCAUCCUCUGCUAAACUCUAGAUUUCUGGGCUGCGGGAGCAAACCAAAAUCAGUGACGGACAGCCUGGGACGGACCGACGGACAGAGACCUGACCGAGCGCCACGGCCCUGGGACGUCUCGGGUCCCAGCGGUGCCUGGGGGAGGGAGCACCGAGGGCGCUGCGGGCGUUGCGAGCGCAGUCGCGGGUGCGGGCUCUGAUGGUCGCUGCCCAGCCCGCGGCUCCCCGCAGUUGCUCUCCUGAUGUCCGGCCUCUCCCUGCCCUCUCGGCCCCGGAGCUGCGCCGCGCCACGGCCGGGGAGCAGCUCCGGGGCUGGCUUGGGGAGUGCCGCGCGGUUCCCCGCUGCUGCUGCUGCCGCCGCCUCCGCUCCCCAGCUCGUGCUGCGGGGGGAACGGGCUCGGCCUCGGCGCUCCUGGUGGCGCAGCCGGGAGAGAAGCCCCUUGCCCGCGGGGCCGAGGUGCCAGCGGGUUUCGGCUCGCCCCGAGCCCCCCGAGGGCUGUCCCAGAGCCGGGCUGCGAGCGGUUCGCUCCUUCCCCCGGGCCCCCAAUAAAGAAGUUCCCCGCGGA